ACUCGACCUUGCGUGCGUGUCACAUCGUGUGAGCGAAUCACCUAAACGUCAGAUUGUCAUUUACCACCCGCCCGGGAACGUACUCCAUAGACCCGUGCACAUAGACGAACAAACGAGACUAACGAACAAACCGCGCAGGUGACGGAAAAACCAAAGAACUGCCCGUCAGCGAAAACAACCCGGAAUUUAAACCGGUUGGUUUGCACCACUUAUGGCAGUAAAAACUGCGCCAUAUUUUUUUUCUCGUCUCCCUGAGGUUGUAUUUCUAUUCAACACUUAUUAGACCUACACUCAGCACCAUAACAUUCUUCCGAGUACCCACUAGAAAUGCCUGUUAAUAAUGUGAAAACGAGAAGCGCCCUCCUCAAGCUGAAGUUGAGAACAGAAAAGACUGUAAAACCCUCUGACAGCACGGAUAGAAAACCACCCGAUAUUACUGUAAAAAAGGGAUGUCCAUCAUCUAAAUCCCAAAAAGUCGAUGUAGUUGCAAACCACUCCAACUUUACUACCAUAAUUCCGACUGAUACAACAGACCGGAUUAUAGCCCUCGAGGAAGAAGUAGCCACGCUGAAAUGCAAGCUUCAUGAAUUCAGCACAUGCUGUGAACAAGUCUUAUCAUUCUGCGAACUACUUAGAGGCUCAGAAAUUGUUACACUGGACCGUUUGAGCACAGCUGCUUCCUUACUAGACUCAGUUACAUCCGAAACGCAAGAACGCCUCCGUAGAUCGCAUAAUGUUAUCAUUUUUAACGUGCCUGAUAAACCGAACAUCGACAGGGUAACAAAUACCCUCUUAGAAGCAUGCAAUAUGGAUGAAGUCUCCUGUCAGUGCCUCAGACUGAGGAAAAAGGAUAACAUGACCACAUAUCCGAUACUCUUACAGUUUCCAGACAAUAGGAGCGCAUCUAAAUUUGUAGGCAGUAAAAGACUAGUUGCUGCACAAACUAAUUUUAAAAAUAUUAUUAUCAAACACGAUCAAACGCCUCUACAAAGACGAUUAACAAUGAAACAAAACCCCUCCACCCAUCAUAUACCCCAUGUUCCUACUAAUGAAACCAGUACUGACGCUAUCAUCAGCAAUGUCGACCUUGACAAGUCACCCGCAUCGUCUAAUAUAGGCGAUGAUGGACAUCACAGUCUUCAGCGGCCUCAUGAAAGAAUCUCAACUAGCAAUAGUGAUGUGUCCAAAACUAAAACUACCAACCAAGCUGAACAUACAACGGCGCAGACACCUGCUGACCACACACUCAACUCCCCUAUCCCUUCUCCAAACUGCGAGCCUUUACAACAGUUUACAGUAACUGUACCUGAGACCUAUCGUGAGCGAGACAAAAAAUCAGAUUGUGACGUUGGCAGCCUGAAAAAUAAAUCUCAAUCCGACCCGAAUGAACUAAGCUAUAGGUUAUCUCCGACCAACCGAUGCGUAGGCAAAAACAGGGGAAAGCACCCUGCCAGAAUUUCUCCCAUAAGCACUCAAAGCUCAUUAGGUCUGGAGCAACCACCACCAGAGCGUAGGGAUAUGCAGCUAGGCCAACCGAGAAAAAGUAUACGUCCUCAAGCCUCUACAUGCAAAACCGACACUGUUGUCGGGAUAAGUUGCAGAGAGCCGGACCAAUACUUACCCACAAUGCCUCUGACUACGUUUCCAAAUCCCGCGACCUCAAGCUGGCAAAGUCCUUAUGUGUGCGACACCGAAUUAGCAAACGAAAAGUUGGUAGGCCGCAAGGACUUACAGGUAAGAGGGUGCAACCCCUAUCUACCUCAGGUCAAAAUUCACCCUCCACCACCCGCCGUAUUACCCAAUUAGCAACAAUACAAACCGAAGCAAAAUGAGUUCGUGGACUUCAACAUCCCCCACCCCUGUAUACUACGGACGUCAGUCCUUUUUUAGACUGUCGCGUACCACCACUUCCUCCCCCACCAAUCCUGCCCCUACCACGUGCGAUUAUGAAUCAGAGAUUAAUCAAACUACUGGAGUAUGUACUUCAUUCAAUCCAGUACGAUCUGGAGCUCAGUGUGCCUCAGCUACCUCACAACACACAAUUCUCAGAUACAACGACGAUGAAACAAACAUUCCCCACCACUUUCAUACCAUGUUAACAAUGUCUUUCAAUGCUGUCAUCAUUAACCUUCGUUCCCUUUUACCUAAAUUAAAUAUACUUUCAACACUUAUGUUUA
This is a messenger RNA of Dicrocoelium dendriticum, 2177 nucleotides long. The record is from the annotation of a GenBank genome assembly. Lineage: Eukaryota; Metazoa; Platyhelminthes; Trematoda; Plagiorchiida; Dicrocoeliidae.